Messenger RNA from Macrosteles quadrilineatus (aster leafhopper), 1026 nucleotides. RefSeq lists its product as uncharacterized. The transcript has 2 exons. Lineage: Eukaryota; Metazoa; Arthropoda; Insecta; Hemiptera; Cicadellidae. The record is from RefSeq and is a predicted model, not a curated record. Bases 124 to 546 code for a protein of 140 amino acids.
GUUUCAAUCUCAUUUUUCGUAGUUGUGGCCGACAGUCAACUUGUUCCCUCGAUUUGGAGGUUUACCUUGAUCUACAUACUCUACAAGCUACAAGAGUCCCUUGUCCUUGAACUGGAGGUACAGAUGGAGAAGGAUAUGGAGGCGGAAGUAGAGGUGAGUUUGGAGGAGAGACAGAGGGAUGUAGAAGUCCAUUUGGAGGAGAGACAGAGAGAUGUAGAGGUGCAUUUUGAGGGGGUACAGAGAGAUGUAGAGGUGCAUUUGGAGGGGGUACAGAGAGUAGUAGAGGUGCAUUUGGCGGAAAUACAAAGAUAUGUAGAGGUGCAUUUGGAGGCGGUACAGAGAGCUGUUGAGGUGUAUUUGGAGGGGGUACAUAGAGAUGUAGAGAUGAAUUUGGAGGGGGUACAGAGAGUAGUAGAGGUGCAUUUGGCGGAAAUACAAAGAUGUGUAGAGGUGCAUUUGGAGGCGGUACAGAGACAUGUAGAGUUGCAUUUUGAGGGGGUACAUAGAAAUGUAGAGGUGCAUUUGGCAGGAGAGAGGGAGAUAUAGGUGGAGUUGCAUUUGAAGGGAGAGCGAUAGUUGGUGGUGGAUAUGGAGGUAUCGCGUUUUCAGGUAUCUUCAGGACAAUCUAAGUGUUAUCUGCUUUUGCCAGUUCAUAUCAUUGCAAGCAAAAGACUCUUAGCCAUUCUAUGAUUGUGUUUCUGUGACUGUGAAAUAGCCCUAUUGUACACAGAUAUACCAUGCCACUUAGUAUAUUUCUACCCUACAUCCAGACAUUGUAAACACACUAAACCACCCUGUAAAUUCAUAAUGUGUUUCUCUAAAACUAAAAGUAUUCUGUUUUCUGUGAAUUGUAAAGCUUCGUCAUUAGUUUGUGUUGUUCCAUUGUUGAAACGGAUGUUUUUAAUAAAGAAUUAAGAUUGUUGAUAGAUAUUGAUCAUGGAACCGUAAAGAAACAGGAUAUUUCAACAGAUUUAAAAGAUUUAAAUAGUCAUUAUUGUGUCAGCUUGAUUUAGUUGUUUAUGACGA